This is a messenger RNA of Verticillium dahliae VdLs.17, 780 nucleotides long. RefSeq lists its product as uncharacterized. Lineage: Eukaryota; Fungi; Ascomycota; Sordariomycetes; Glomerellales; Plectosphaerellaceae. The transcript has 2 exons. Bases 42 to 626 code for a protein of 194 amino acids. The record is from RefSeq and is a predicted model, not a curated record.
AUAAAAAGCUCUUGCAUUCGACAGCAUGGAGACCACUGCGAAUGAUUGCGACUGGCAAGUGUCGCGACUCGAAGCAGACCCAACAGGACCCGUACGGAUUCUUGUCCAAACGAAGACACAUGUCCUCCCAGGCGACAUCUAUCAUCAAAAAUGCCUCUCUCUACUAUCUUAUCUGUCAGCAUCACUGGAACCGGGACUUCGAUCCUGAACGAGACCGCUGGAGCGCAUAUGGCGCCCGCUUUGGGUACCCGAACCGUCGCUGUUACAUCCUUCUCGACUACGGUCAAUCCGCAGACAAUGAAGUACCGGUCUUAUGGUAUGAAUGGAUGGGAAAAUCGUUUAAUAUUCUUGCGCAAGAUUUACCUCCCGAAAUACAGGUCAAAUUGAAGGAGUAUCCGUUUAUGCGCCCAUCUAUACAAGACAUGCCAAAAAGGCCAACGCCUGAUGCCAUUGAGAGACGCCAAAUCAUUCGAACCAAACUCCGUUCCGAGAUAAGUCUCUCAGACAGUAACUUUCAGUUCAUACGAGAACAUCAAGGGCAUGCAGAAUGGCUUCAAACUCAUGUAGAAUCCCGGUUUUGGGCUAAGUUCGAGUCACUUGUUAAUUUGCGAGAGAAAAAUGAUUAGUUUGGAGAGGUGGUUCUGGCUUGACGUGAGAUCGCUUGACGCAAUCGAAACGCUAACCGCUAAAACUGCGUUGCUGGUAAUGUAGUUCAGUGAAUGGCUGGGCGAGAUCAAUUAUAGAGAGAAAGUAAUAAUUUGUUAAUCAUCAAGCCUUCCC